Molecule: messenger RNA, 1242 nt
Organism: Paramacrobiotus metropolitanus
Lineage: Eukaryota; Metazoa; Tardigrada; Eutardigrada; Parachela; Macrobiotidae
Exons: 1
Coding region: 1-1122 (373 amino acids)
Biological process (GO): G protein-coupled receptor signaling pathway
Cellular component (GO): membrane
Molecular function (GO): G protein-coupled receptor activity
Source: RefSeq, a predicted model, not a curated record
AUGUCAAUAAAUGCUUCGAAUUCGAAUGUGCUUAUUGCCGUCAAUUACACGGCCACGACCAACUGGACGGCAGCAAAUGCGACUUUCUGCUCUCAAGAUGAUCCAGCGUGGACUGGGUCCGUCAUUUUCGAAGCUGCCGCCACCGUCCUUGCGAUCAUCCUCAAUACGGCCGAAUUAAUUGUGUUUCUCCACUACGACCAUCUCCAGACGGCGUUUACGUUAAAUAUCAUGGCACUCCUCGCAUCCAAUAUCGUGCUGUGCGUCAUGAACUAUCCACUGGAUAUCAUCGGCAAUCUCUACACCUGCUGGUGGCUGAGUAUGCCGGCAUGCAAUCUGUAUCUGUACGGAAAUUGGGUUCUGGCGGGCGGCAUGAUGUACAUGCAUGUUUUAAUAACGGCCAACCGCAUCUGGGCUAUGCAGUUCCCGCUGUCUUAUAAACGCCAACACGGCAGCAGUCACCGCAGCGGUUUUCUCCUUAUUUUGCUGACAUGGCUAUUUGUGCACGCCAUCUGCUUGCCGGGGGUCAUACUGGAUGCCCUUUAUUUCCGGCAGUCUCUGUCAACGGGUUGCGGUAUCAACGGUGAGGCGCAGGUGGCCUGGAUCAACACCGCACAACUACUUAUUUACGACAUGCCGGUUGUCUUCAUUGCCGGUGCAUACCCGUUUCUUGUUUACAAACAAGUACAACGUCAAUCCAGAACAAAUGAGCGUCGAGCUAGCUGCAUGAUGCCUAGUACGAUGAAUUUACAAGCGGCAAGCGGGAACGGACCGAUUUCGAGUCAUGGUCAUAAAAACUUAAAAUUGUUGUUAUCAAGAGAAGCCACACGGGCUUUUCUCGUACUGACGGUUCUCAGUGCCAGUGUCUGUAUCUGCUGGACACCGUCACAGGUCUACUGGACUAUUCGACUAAUCAAUCCGGCCAUCGAACUGCCCGACACGUUUUAUAAGAUUGAAGCGGCGCUCUACGUACUGCAGUCCGUGAUGGACCCAAUUCUGUUUGCCGUGACCUUUAAGGACCUCAGGGACGUACUGCUGGCGUUAUUCAAAGGGUGGUGCAAUGCUGAACGAAGAAGAAAUCCAUCUGUAUGGUUGAGUCAUACAGCACAAGUUCAUCCGUCAUAAGUAGAGUGACCGCAGCUUAAGCACAAAGCCGGUGGCAGUACGUGUGCAGACGACCGGUUCGUUACCCUAAUAUUGUCGCAUCCAUAUAAUCACUCUUCAGCUGACAAGUGAUUUUACAGA